UAAGACCGGCAUCCCCUAUUCCCCAACAGCCCAAGCCAUGGUGGAGAGGGCCUACCAGAGCCUGAAGAAGAUCUUAGAUUGGCAGCAAGUGGCUGUGAAGGUGGAGACCCCCCACAUCCGGUUGUCAAGAGCACUUUACACCCUCAACUUCCUCAAUUGCUCUUUUGACAACCCCAACCCUCCUGUGGUCCAGCACUUCGGCAGUCACCAGCAGCUGCAGCCUAAAGCCAGGCCGCCGGUCCUUAUCAAGGAUCCGGAGACCUGGCGGACGGAGGGGCCAUUUGACCUGGUGACCUGGGGGAGAGAAUACGCUUGCGUGUCCACUCCCUCAGGCCCCCACUGGAUACCCUCAAAAUGGGUCAGGCCCUUCGUCCCGAAGCAGGGGACGCAGAAAGGGGCUGUGCCACAGGUCCAGUACAUCUCCCUGAUGGCCCCCGCAUCGUCACCAACGGCUCCCAACCCGGGCAUUCUACUGCUACUGCUGUCAACCUACGGACUCCUGCUGCCAUCUUCGAAACCGUGGGUCAUCCCCCAGCCAAAGGUCAAUGUCUGGCGUGCCUUGGCUCAGUCUUUAGGACAAGACCACAUUUGCCUCGACACCAGCGCAGUAGAGGACCCGAUGUCGUCUUGUCUUGUGGGGAUCCCUUUCGCUCCAGGCGAGUUUCCCCCUGCCUUUCAGUCAGCCUUUUCCCCUAUUUUGGCCCGGAGCCUUAAUAUCCUCCCCAGUUUUGAUUCUAGUAACGCCUGGAGCGACGGAGUGUUUAGGCUGGAUCCUUUAGCCUCCGAGCCCACAGAAUUACAUCUUCUCGGUUCUGCCAACUCCUCUAUCUGUUUUCAGUUCGAUUAUACUUUAGCUCCUAUAAAGAAGGGCGUGGAGGUGGUCCAGCAAACUAAAAAAGAAUAUCAAGCGAAUCAGUGGUGCAGAGCCGUAUUAAAGAUCAGCGAGGAUUCUUACAUCAAGUGCAUCUUUGCAGUGCCACUGACACUCAAGUAA
Messenger RNA from Melospiza melodia melodia, 994 nucleotides. RefSeq lists its product as uncharacterized. The coding region runs from base 38 to 994 and encodes 318 amino acids. The record is from RefSeq and is a predicted model, not a curated record. NCBI's taxonomy places the organism in Eukaryota, Metazoa, Chordata, Aves, Passeriformes, Passerellidae. The transcript has 3 exons. Gene Ontology annotation, molecular function: RNA stem-loop binding.